UCAGCACAACUGAGAGGGUUAUAUAGAGCAUCGCAGUCUGUCUGCUUAAUAGGCUGCUUCUCUCUAAAUUACUGGAAGGGGACAACACAGAAAAAUACGGCAAUAUGAAACUGUACCUGGCUGUAGCCACCUUGAUGCUUGUGCUGAUUGCACACUCUGAGGCUGUAGAGGAGCCCACAAUUGAGCAGCACUUUGCCAAUUUCCACGCAAAACUCCAAGAGUUUGGAUCUGACUUGACAGAGAAGACUGCAAAAGCCCUGAAGGAGUUUGAGACUAGCGAGUUUGCCGCCAAAACUAAGAACUGGUUUACUGAGCAGUUUGAGAAGGUUAGGCAGAAGUUUGAUGAAACCUUUAACAAGCCUGAGUAAACCCUGUAGUCCCUGCCAAUGUGACAUCUGCGUCUCCAUGCCUCGUUGUGUGUGACAGACACAACCUGUUACCACCUCUACAAUAUGAUUAUCUGCUCAGUGAUGAUCUGUGCAAUAUCUUGUCAUUUUCAAAAAAAAAAUAUAUAUAUACAUAUAUACCAACGCUUUCAAUUUCUGAAAAUGUUCCAAUAAAUCCAGGAAACUGUCCAAACAUUAAAAAAAUACCUAAUCCA
Pangasianodon hypophthalmus (striped catfish) is the source of this 601-nucleotide messenger RNA. RefSeq names its product apolipoprotein C-I (gene apoc1). Gene Ontology annotation, biological process: negative regulation of cholesterol transport; triglyceride metabolic process; negative regulation of very-low-density lipoprotein particle clearance. Bases 105 to 368 code for a protein of 87 amino acids. Gene Ontology annotation, molecular function: phospholipase inhibitor activity; fatty acid binding. The record is from RefSeq and is a predicted model, not a curated record. NCBI's taxonomy places the organism in Eukaryota, Metazoa, Chordata, Actinopteri, Siluriformes, Pangasiidae. Gene Ontology annotation, cellular component: extracellular region; high-density lipoprotein particle; very-low-density lipoprotein particle. The transcript is spliced from 4 exons.